Molecule: messenger RNA, 3005 nt
Organism: Chelmon rostratus (copperband butterflyfish)
Lineage: Eukaryota; Metazoa; Chordata; Actinopteri; Chaetodontiformes; Chaetodontidae
Gene: tex264a
Product: testis expressed 264, ER-phagy receptor a
Exons: 4
Coding region: 236-1264 (342 amino acids)
Biological process (GO): reticulophagy; protein-DNA covalent cross-linking repair
Cellular component (GO): autophagosome membrane; nucleus; endoplasmic reticulum membrane
Source: RefSeq, a predicted model, not a curated record
GCCAUAAACAAACUGUCUUUCCUGUCAACUUGAACGAGUGUUUCGUAUUUCGUUUCAGGUCAUUGCGUCAGUGAAAAGCGUAUUCAACACGUCGUCUUGAGCAGCGACGUUUUUCGUGUUGUCGUUUGAACCUGCUGGACCACAGUCUCGGUGUAUGUGACCCGGAGGGAGGACGUUUAGGCUUGACAGGUUUUUACAGAUUGUAGUGACUGUAGCUGCACCGCUUUGAGAAACCAUGUCUGAUUUAAUCCUGGUGCUCCUGUUAGUCGUGCUCCUGGUGUGUUUGCUUGUGACUAUCGGGGGCUUCCUGCUGUACUCGGGGCUCCUGUCUGACGUGAUUAUAAAGACCGGGCCACCUCCUAUCAAAAAUGUUAUCAUUGCUUAUAAAUUCAAAGAGGGAUCAUACAAGGACUGUGGUGCAGUCUACACAGAGACCUGCAGCAUUGGGCCAAAGUUGAGCACCAUCGGUGUCUUCUACGAUGACCCCAAGCAGAGGCCGUCAGAGAAAUGUCGCUACGUGGUGGGCAGCGUCCUGUGUGAGGGUGAGGAGAAGCCGGAUGAAGAGCUGCAGAAGCAGUAUGAGAAGUUUGGCUUCAAGGUGUUUUCUCUGCCUGAAGUGAGCCACGCUGUGACCACCAGCUUCCCCUGCACCACCCCUCUGUCUCACGUGCUGGGACCUUACAGGGUCUACCCGAGGCUCGCGUCCUACAUCGAGGAGAGGAAGCUGUGCGCAUUUCCGACUAUUGAGGUCUGUGGCACAGAUGUCAUCAACUACAUGGUUCCGCUGUCUCGCCAGACAGACUUCUUUGUUCCAGAGAUGAAGGAGGAGGUGAAGACAGAUGUUAAAGAAGAGGACUCAGACGAGGACAGAGGGACUGACAUUACAGGUGCAGACUCCCACAGUGAUGUGAGUUCAGUGAGCGGCGGCGUGCCGUGGGACAGCAGAGAGACGUCCCUGGCUGCUUCCACAGCCGCCUCCCUGGCCUCUUCCCUGCCUCUGAGGGACAUAAUGGAUGCAAACGAAGACAUUAAGCCCAGGGACCAGAGCGACAGAGGCUCGAACGAGUCUAUGGGCAGCGGCUCGUCCUUUGAAGAGCUUGACAUGGAUCAGGAGGAGCAGGAGGAGCAGGCGGAGGGAGAAGAGAGGGAAGAGAAGGAAGACGGAGAGGAGAAGGAGGAGGUCCCUCAGGGUGAGGAUGGAGCUACAGAAGCAGAUGAACUGGUGCCUGAGAAGAAGGAGCCCUUGGGGGAUGGAGAGGAGUAAGGGGGAUGCUGAAGAGAUAAGGGAUGAGGCCAUGUAACACUGGCAUGCUAGAGAGUUUCUCAGUUGUUGCUCUUGCUGGUUAUCUGUCAUGUAAUCUUGUUGGUGGAUCUAAAGCCGCUCAUGCCAUGAACAACAUGCCAUAUUUCUGCGCCUUCUAAUUCCUCUUUUUGAAGCCUGUACAUUUUAUUAUACUGUAAUCUCAUUUUUUAAAAAUAAUUCCUUAUCCUAUAUUUAAAACUGUCAGGAUAGAACAGCAGACAACUCCCAUAGUCAAGUCCCCGUGAAAAAAACAAUUUUUCUCUGCACGUCGUGUGCAGCCAAUGGGAGGCAAGAUUUGUUCAAUUCUAUGUUUCAUUUUGAACUGUAAUCGUAUGAGAAUCGCCACCAUUCCUGCGCAGAUUAGAAGUGACACCGCGGUUUAAGAAUAGCCCCAGGAAAGACACUGACGCCGGCUAUCCUGGAUCACCAUUCGGCAUCUUUCUGCCUGUGUGAUAUUGUACCCCACUUUCAAGCUCAUGUCCUGAGGGAUUUUUUUGUCACGUGUUUGUGUGCAUUACCUGACUUUGGUGUCUUGAUGUCCAGUAACGACAGGGUAAAAAUGUGCAGGAGCCAAUUCCGUAGAAAUUUGAUGGACCUAUUUCAUUUUGUUAGUUUUUUUUUUUUUUUGGAGAAUAUUGAUUACGCAGGUUGAAAUCCUGAAGUCUGAGGCAGAGAGGAAGCAACUGUCGUCGACGGCAGUGAUGACUUGCAGUAGUAAAGUAACAUCACCAAAACGAGUCACCGGAACUAGGAUUUAAGAUGCAACUGAAAGAAGUUUCACCCAUGGAUGCUGUUCAAAUCCUUUUAUUGUCACUCUGCGCUCAGAUAAUUGCUUUAGUUUUUUGUUUAUUUUAUUUUAUUUUUUACCAUAGUGGUCACUUCUAUAGUUGGUUUGUUAGACCACUCUACAGUUUUGUUUGUAGCCAAAGUUCACUCACUUCCAGAGACUAGUUGUGAUAUGUCUGUAGGUUUAAGUUGUCGGCGCUGUGAGACCUUGGAAAUAAUGUACAGCACAUUGCCAUGGUUGUGUCUUUCUGUCUGUAAUAAAAUUUCCAAAUGAAAAGUUCAGUUGACAGGAAUCAGUUGUGCAUAGAAUUUGUUGCACAAUUAUAUAACCCUUAUUCUGUACAGAUGUCUGUUCAAAACAUCCUCAUUUAAAGUUUUAUAACACAAGGCCACAUCAUUGCUGCUCUACUCUGAGGGCAUCCAUUUUUAUUUGUCUGUGUCCCAGCAGAGAUGGAGAGAUGUAACAAAGUGUUGUUGGCAGUGGGACACAUUGUUGUUCAGAAGUUACUGAGGAGGCAGUAAGCGUCUAAUAACUUAUUAAGCUCUUUUCCACGGAACAGCUUCAGUGGUUUCACAUGUAAUGAUUCUUUUGAUGAUAAUGCUUCUUUUGGAAAGGCACAGACCUGGAAUUCAAAAGUGGAAUAAAAGCAAAACGUUCAAGAAAGAGCCAAUAAUGGCAUUAUGUAAUUUUCAGUGCAGAGAUGUUUUAAGAUUAUCUCCACAAAAAUGUGCACAAACUAAUGCAAGUUUGGGUGCCUUUGGGCAAUAUCAUCGACCUGCAGAGUCACAGAGCCCCCACAGACCAACUUUUUCAGACGUGUGCAUGCGCAAUUCCAGACCCACUGUAUUUUUUCUGUCUUUAUUGAAAAUGUAGCGAAGCAAAGUGUCAGAAAUAAAGGAAUGUACAUGUUUCUCU